Messenger RNA from Adineta steineri, 20781 nucleotides. The record is from the annotation of a GenBank genome assembly. NCBI's taxonomy places the organism in Eukaryota, Metazoa, Rotifera, Eurotatoria, Adinetida, Adinetidae.
AUGUUCGUGCUCCUUAUUGUAUACCUUAUUGGUAUUGCGGCUCAGUCAAACAUUCCCAAAGAAGGAAGCACUCAAGGUCAAUAUCUUUUCUUGAAUUCAUUAUUCACAGCACAACAGACAACAGUUGCCGUUAUUCAAAGUGAACUGUUUGAACCAACAUCACGUGCUGGUCGUUGUAUAACAUUUUGGUAUGUUAUGCGUGGUAGUCAAUUAGGUCGUGUUGAUCUUAAUAUUACAACUACACAAGGAACAAAUAUGAUAUGGUCAUUUGGUACUGUUGAUCAAGGUGAAUCAUGGCAUUUUGCUUCAGUUGGUUACUAUUCAGAUGUUGCACAUUUUAUUGUUGUCGAAGGAACUGUUACUGCACAAAUGCAAGGUUAUUAUGCAAUUGAUGAUAUUGAUAUUCGUGAUAGUUAUUGUGGAACAAAUCCAACAAAUGCAGCUGUAACUAUUUUAACAACACCUGCAACUGUAACUCGACCAACAACAGCAUUUCAAAUUCCAAGUAUUUAUGAUUGUACAUUUGAAACUGAUUUUUGUUCAUGGACACAUCUUUCUGAUGCUAAACUUAACUGGACUCGAAAUCAAGGUUCUACUGGAACAUUUGAAACUGGUCCUCUAUUUGAUGUAACAACACAUACAGACAAAGGCUGGUAUAUUUAUCUUGAAACAUCUUAUCCAGUAGAAUUAAAUGAUACAGCAAGAUUAAAAUCACCAUCGAUUGCUGGUUCAACAACAAAAUGUUUUGAAUUUUGGUAUCACAUGAAUGGACCUGAUAUAAAUCGUUUAGAUGUAUUAACUAUCGAUUCAUCAAAUGUCGAAACAACUGUCUGGUCACGUGAAGGUUCACAAGGAAAUGUUUGGCGUUUAGGAAAAGUUAAAUUAAAUGAUAUUACUGAUGAAUAUAGUAUUAUUCUUCAAGGUGUUGCUGGUAGUAGUUUUCAAGGUGAUAUUGCAUUAGACAAUCUUCAAUUAAUUGAUGGCAAUUGUCCAAGUGAUUACCCAUUAGAAUGUGAUUUUGAUGAUGAAGGUAUAUGUGGUUUUACACAUGAUAUAACUGCACAACAUCGAUGGAUUAGAAAUAAAGGUUCAACACCUAGUACAUUGAGCGGACCAACUGUCGAUCAUACUACAAUGACUAGUAGUGGAUAUUACAUGUAUUUUCCAAGUGCUAAUACAGCUCGUGCAGGUGAAAAAGCUCGAUUAAUAUCUCCAUGGAUGAAUAAUACAGAUGGACAAUGUCUUUCAUUUUGGUAUCAUAGUUAUGGUGUUGAUGUUGGUGCAUUAACAGUUUAUAAACGCUUACAAUCAUCAGAUGAUUUAUAUCCAAUGUGGAAAAUUAAUUAUAAUUUUGGUGAUGUAUGGAAUGCAGCAGAGAUAACAAUACGAAACACGGAUGAACCAUGGGCUAUUGAAUUUGAAGGUGAAUAUGGUAUUGGAUAUUUUGGUGAUUUAGCUCUUGAUGAUAUCGUUAUUAAAAAUGGUGCAUGUCAACCAAUCGGUUCAUGUUCAUUUGAAUCAAUUGAUUUCUGUACUUGGCAUAAUGUUCGUCCACCAGCAGAUGACUUUGAUUGGCUUGUUGCACAUGGUGAAACAGAUUCAGCAUUUACUGGACCAACAGUUGAUCAUACAUUUAAUGAUCAAUUUGGUUAUUAUGCAUUCAUUGAGGCAUCACAUCCACGACAAAAUAAUGAUCGUGCUGUUCUUGAAUCAACUGUACUUAUGCCAACAUCAACAAUUGGUUAUUGUUUUUCAUUUUGGUAUCAUAUGUACGGAGAAAUUGGUACAUUGAAUGUUUUUAUUCAAAGUGUUAAAGCAAAAGAACCAUUAUGGAUUUGGACACAAAGCGGAAAUAAAGGUGAUGAAUGGUUAAAUGGUCAAGUUACUAUUCGUUCAAGUUUAUAUUAUCGAUUACAAAUUGAAGGAGUCAUUGGUACAUCAUUUCAAGGUGAUGCAGCUAUUGAUGAUCUUCGUGUUUUUGAAAAUCCAUGUACAUUAACACCAUCAAAUGCUGAUCCAUCAUUACUUCCACCAAGUACAACAACAACAACAGCAGCAACUGUAACAGUUGCACCAGGCCCAUAUGAUUGUACAUUUGAAAAUGAUGUAUGUACUGGUUGGGAAAAUAUGGCAAAUAAUCGAUUUAAUUGGGCACGAGUACAAGGUUCAGCUGUACCAGCACCAGAAAUCGAUCAUACAACAGGUACUCGAGAAGGUUAUUUCAUGCAAGCUGUUUUAAAUCAACGUCCAGCAAAUGAUUAUGCUCGUUUGAAGAGUCCUCUACUUAAUGAUGUACAAUGUAUGACAUUCUAUUAUCAUAUAUAUGGACAUGGUGGUACUCUCAAUCUUUAUAUGGCUUUGGGUGAUAAUUUAGGUAUACAAUUAUGGACACGUAAAGGUUCACAAGGAGAUGUAUGGCGUUUUGGACGACUGUCAACAAAUAAAAAUAAUGCCAAUGUUGUUUUUGAAGCUAUUGCUGAUGCAAAUGCUAUUGGUGAUGUAUCUAUUGAUGAUGUUAGAUUUUCACCUGGUGCAUGUAAAGAAAGUGCUGCUAUUGGCGAAUCCUGUACAUUUACUGAUUAUACUCAAUGUGGUUUUACACAAAAUACUACUGGUUCAUCUUUACAAUGGCAAACAUUUGGUGGUGGUGAUAGUCAAUUACGUACAACAGCAAUUCCAUUUGAUCAUACAACUGGUACAAAUCGUGGUUCAUAUAUAUAUAUUGAUUUUGAGAAUCGUGGUGAAAAUCUUAGAGGACAUCUUUAUUCACCAGUAUAUGAAUCAACAAAGAAUCAAUCAUAUUGUGUCGAAUUUUAUUAUGUACUUACUGGUGCAAAUAUAACACUCAAUGUAUCAACUGAAAGUAGUACUGGAACACAACGAAACAUAUUUACACGAAAUUAUGAUCAUGGAUUAACAUGGAUUAAAGGUGAAGCAACAAUAACUAUAACUAGUCAAUUUCGAAUUAUUUUCGAAGCAAUAAGUGGUAACUUUCGACAAGGUUUUAUCGCACUUGAUGAUUAUCAAUAUCAUUCUGGUGAAUGUAGUUUUCGUUCAAAUGAAUGUACAUUCGAUGAUGGUUCAUUAUGUUCAUGGACAAAUGCAGCAGAUAAUCAAUUUGAUUGGCUUGUUCAUAAAGGACAAACAUUAACGUAUGCCACUGGACCAAAUGGAGAUCAUACAUCUGGAAAUGGUUAUUAUAUAUAUAUUGAAACAUCUUCACCGGCUCAACCAGGAUGGAAAGCUCGAUUAGAAUCCGAAAUUUUUGUUGAUAAUCGUCCAAGAUGUUUUUCAUUUUGGUAUCAUAUGUUUGGAGAUGAUAUUGGGCGUUUAAAUAUUUAUUUACGUUCAUUAGAAGUAAAUAAUUUUACUACUGACUCAUUAGUAUGGGUAUUAGCUGGACCUCAAUCAAAUAGUUGGAGACAUGCUCUAGCACCUAUUCAACCAAAUGGUCGAUAUCAAAUUAUUAUUGAAGGUAUCUGUGGAAAAAGUUUUGAAGGUGAUAUUGCUGUUGAUGACAUUGGAGUUUUGUCAGUCGAAACAUGUCAAUUACAACCAGUUGAUGCUGAUCCAAUUCAAGUAUCUCAACAAGCAAUAGCUUGUGGAUUUGAACAAAACUUUUGUCAAUGGCAACAUGAUACAACUGGAAAAUUUAAUUGGACUAGACAUACAGAAAGUACACCAUCGACAGAUACUGGUCCAACUUCAGGUGCAGAUAAUUCACCAUAUUAUAUCUAUAUUGAAUCAAGUUAUCCACAAAAUGAAGGUGAUCGUGCUGGUAUCAUUUCACCAGUAAUAACAAAACCAAGAUCAUCUAUGUGCUUUCAAUUCUAUUUUCAUAUGUGGGGUGCAACUAUUGGUUCAUUACAAAUAUCAGCUAUGCUAAAUACACCUACUGGUCAACAAAAAAUGUUACUUUGGGAACGUAAUGAAACACAAGCAAAAGAAUGGCGUCAAGGACAUAUUAAUUUACGUGAUAUUCCAUAUGAUUUUGCAAUGAAAAUUGAUGGUUUUGUUGGAAAUGGAUUUGAAGGAGAUAUUGCAGUUGAUGAAUUAUUUUUACUUGAUGGUGAAUGUCCACCUUCGAUUUGGUGCGAUUUUGAAACAUCUUUUUGUGGAUGGUCAAAUGAUACAACUGGUGAUUUUUACUGGACACGUACACAAAAAGCAACAGAUUCAAUUGGUACUGGACCAACAACAGAUCAUACCACUGGAACUGAUCGUGGUUAUUAUCUUUAUAUUGAAACAUCUUCACCUACAAAAACUGGUGACAAAGCACGAAUUGUCAGUCCAACAUAUUCUCCAUCAUCAUCGGUAUGUUUGAAAUUUUUCUAUCAUAUGUACGGACCAUCAAUUGGUACAUUAAAUGUUAUUAUGGCUACUACAAAACAAUUAUUAUGGACAAAGAGUGGUAAUCUUGGUAAUCGAUGGCGUUAUGGACAUGUAACUGUACGUAGUAAUAGUCCAUAUCAAGUAGCAUUUGAAGGAGUUGUCGGUUCAAGUUUUCAAGGUGACAUUGCUAUUGAUGAUAUUCUUAUAGCAAAUGGAGCAUGUGAAGAAGAAGGAAGUUGUAAUUUUGAAGAUGGAACAUUUUGUGGAUUUUACAAUCCAAGAGAAGAAGAUGAUUUUGAUUGGACACUUAAUCAAGGUGAAACAUUUUCAGAUGACACUGGACCAAAUGUUGAUCAUACAACAGGAACAGGUGCUGGUUAUUAUGCUUAUAUUGAAUCAUCAUAUCCGCAACUACUCGGACAUAAAGCAUGGUUAGUUAGUGAAAUUAUUGAAUCACCAAAAGGUGCUUGUCUUGAUUUUUGGUAUCAUAUGAAAGGACAAACAACGGGUAACAUGACAGUCUUUUAUCGAGUCUUAGAUAAAGCUCCAGCUUCAUUAUGGUUUCAAGAAGGUGAUCAAGGUGAUCGUUGGAUAAAUGCUAAAGUUGAUAUACCAGUAACAAAUGAUCAUUAUGAUUUCAUUUUUCAAGGUGUUGUGGGUGAUGGUCAUCAAUCGGAUAUAGCACUUGAUGAUGUUAGUUUAGGACAAGGUGGUAAUUGUGCUUUUCUUGCAUCAACAACUCAAGCACCUGUAACACAACCAUCAGCUGCAUUUGAAUGGGAUUUUGAAGAUGGCACAUUAGGUGAUUGGCAACAAGAAGAACAAGCACCAUGGGUAGUUGCAAGUGGUCAAACAGCUGUAUAUGGUAAAGCACCAUUAGCUGAUCAUACAAGACAAAAUGUUCUUGGAAAAUAUGCUUAUGUACCAAUUGACGCAACUGGUGGUCCAAUUUAUUAUUCUACAAUUGGUAUUCGUUCAAUACCAAGAGGUGUUCCAUAUUGUCUUGAUUUUUGGUAUCAAGCAUUUAUUUCCAGUGAUACAGUACUUAAUGUUUAUAUGCAAAAUGGAACAGCAGAACAUACUAAUAUUUGGCGUCGACCUGGAACAACAGCACGUGAUCAAUGGACACAUUCAUCAGUUAAUCUUGGAGUAAAUCAUGGUACAGCACAUUUAAGUAUUUCAGCUGCUGUUGUACCUCGUUCAACUGGUUAUGUUGCUAUCGAUGAUGUAAGAAUACUUAAUGGUGCUUGUCCAUCUGCACGUGUCUGCGAUUUCGAAGAUGAUUCAAUAUGUGGUUAUCAAAAUGAUGCUACAGCUGAUUUUACAUGGUCAAGACAUAAAGGUUCAACUUCAUCAUCAACAACUGGCGCUACAAAUGAUCAUACGUAUGGAACUAAUUUUGGUUAUUAUAUGUAUAUUGAAACAAGUGCUCCACAAAAAACAGGUGAUAAAGCUCGUCUUAUUUCUCCUGAAUAUGAUGUUGCAGCUGGUGGUUCAUGUUUACAAUUUUUCUAUCAUAUGUGGGGUGACAGUACUGGUGCAUUUAAUGUUUACCUUAAAGUUGGUGCAAAUUUUGAAGCUCGUCCAUUAUGGGCACUUAGUGGCGAUCAAGGUGAUUUCUGGCGACCAGCUCGUGCAACAAUACAAACAUCAGGAAAAUUUCAAGUCGUAUUCGAAGGUGUAGUUGGUCCAAGUUUUACUGGUGAUAUCUCAUUAGAUGAUAUUACAAUAUCACCAGGUGCAUGUCCUGCAUCAGGUUCAUGUACAUUCGAACAAGAUCUAUGUACUUGGACACCAUCAUCUAGACCAAAUGAUUUCGAUUGGUAUCGUUUAUCAUCAAAACAAAUUAGUUUACUUUAUAAUGGUACAGAUUAUCCAUUAACUGAUACAACAGUAAACAAUGCUUAUGGACAUUUUCUUUGGGCUGCAUCCGAUUUUCGAGCAAAUCGUAUUAAUCAAACAUCACAUCUUUAUUCAGAAAUUCUUUUAGCUUAUCAACAUCAAAAUGGUGCAUGUUUAACAUUCAGUUCUUUUCUAACUGGUUCAACAAAAUUAAAUGUUUAUAUACGUCCACGACCAGCUGGUCAAAAUUCUACAUUAUUAUGGUCAUCGAAUGAGGAUGAUAAUCAUGACGUGUGGUUUCAACAACAAAUCGAAAUAUCAAUUAUUGCUAAUGAUUUCGAAAUCUAUUUUGAAGGAAAAUUUGAAGCACCUGGAACUCACGGUUCAAUUGGGUUAGAUGAUAUACAUAUACAUUCAACAGCAUGUUCAGAAAUUGAUACAACACCAUCACCCUCAAUUCCAUUUAAUUGUGGUGAUGGAACUACAGUACCUCAAUCAUUAGUUUGUAAUUUUAUUACUGAUUGCCCCAACGGUCGCGAUGAACAAAAUUGUGCUGAUUGUACAUUUGAACAAGGUACAUGUCAAUGGUUAGAUCUUAGUACUGGUCCUUUCGCAUGGGCGCGUGAUCAAGGUGUAAACGUUGCACCAUCACAUCUCGGUCCAGUUACUGAUCAUACAACUCAUACAGGUCGAGGAUAUUAUAUGUAUGUAAAAUCAAAUGAUGGCUUUUUCUGGGAUGAUGCUAUAUUAGAACUACAACAAGUUCUUCAACCAAGUUCAUCGGGAUGUACAUUAGAAUUUUGGCAUCAUAUGAUCGAUCAUCAAUAUCUUAGUGUUCAUUUAAUUGAAGGUACAGAGACAGUAGAAAUCUGGGAAGAAGAUCAUGGACAUGCUGGUGAUCAAUGGGAUCGUAUUAUUUUACCACUUGGACGUAUUGCACGACCAUGGCGUAUACAAUUUAAAGCAGAAAAAAGUUGGGGUGAUGGUACAGUUGCUAUUGAUGAUAUAAGUUUAAGUGGUUGUCAAUUUCCACCCGUACGACCUAAUUGCACAGAUGAUCAAUUUCGAUGUACACGAGGUGCUUGUAUAGCAAAAGAACGUGUUUGUGAUUUUAGUGAUGAUUGUGGUGAUAAUUCAGAUGAAAUAAAUUGUCAAAAUUAUAUUAUGUGUAGUUUUGAAGAACCAACAGGAAUGUGUAAUUGGGCACAAGAUGAUGAUGAUGAACUUGAUUGGGAACUUGGGCAAGGUGAAACAUCAUCAUUUUUUACAGGACCUAAACGUGAUCAUACACUCGGUUUAUCAAGUGGUCAUUUUAUCUUUUUGGAAGCAUCAUAUCCAGCUGAAGAAGGUGAACGAGCUCGUAUCGCAUCACCUGUUUUAAAUAGUACAGGAUUCUCAUGUGAACUUAGAUUUUAUUGGCAUAUGUAUGGAGACAAUAUUGGUGCACUUAAUGUUUAUACUCGAACAACUUUUGGUGGAGAAAUGGAUAAAAUCUGGUCGAAGGAUUAUAAUGUUGGUGAUUUCUGGAAUCGAGCUGAAAUCGUAUUGAUGGAAAAUGAACCAUUUCAAGUUGUUCUAGAAGCUGUUGUUGGCGAUGGCUAUGGUGGAGAUAUAGCUAUUGAUGAUACAUCAUUUACACCAGCUUGUGGUUUAUCAAAUGUUAAUUUAGUUACUGUUUCAACACCUAAACCAACUACAUCAGCACCAAAUCCUUGCGCAGCUAAUGGUCAAUUUAUGUGUAUUGAAAAUGGUCAAUGUAUUGAUAAGGCGAAAGUUUGUGAUUUUAAAGUUGAUUGUCCAACACCUGGAGGUAGUGAUGAAGCUGAAUGUGGUACAUGUACAUUUGAUAAUAAUAAUGGAACAUUAUGUGGUUGGAAAGAUUACUCAAUUGGAAGUGUCACAUGGGAGUUACGAAAAGGAUCAACGGAUUUUGGACCAUCAGGUGAUCAUACAACAGGCAGUGGAUUUUAUAUUGCUAUGCCACCACACUAUUCAUUUUCAUCAAUUCGUACAGGUGCUAUUGGUCCUACUGCUGUUGAAUGUCAAAUGAGAUUUUGGUACUAUAUGGAGUAUGAAGGUCCAGAUGCUAACAGCAGAAUUAUAGCAUACUAUAGAACAGAAUCGAGCAAUUUUAGUUCAUUCUAUUCGAUUGAUCGAGUUACUGAACCAACUGGACCAAACUGGAAACAAGGUGUUAUCGCUAUUGGAGCUCGAUCACAACGAAUUGCUAUAGAAAUCGAUGGACAUUCAACUGAAAAAAAUGCUGUAGCUAUUGAUGAUAUAGAAUUUCAUAAUUGUCACGUAGGAGAUCCACCUGAACUUGGUUUACCCGUCGAUUGUACAUUUGAACAUGGUUGGUGUAACUUUUUCCAUGAUGAAAGAGCUGACUUUGAAUGGGAACGCACAAAUGAAGCAUCAACAUCAUCAGAUACAGGACCAGGAUUUGAUCACACAACUGGAUCAGGUUAUUAUGUAUUUAUUGAAGCAUCUUUUCCAAGAGUACAAAAUGAUCGUGCAAGAAUUUUCUCUGGAUACCAAAAUCCAUCAGCUACUCCUCGAUGUUUAUCAUUUUGGUACCAUAUGUACGGUGCAGAUAUUGGUACAUUAAAUGUAUAUGUACAAACUUUACCAACGAAUCAAGCUAAUAUUUCAUCAACACUUGUAUGGACUAAAACUGGUACACAAGGUAAUGCAUGGCGACGUGGACAACAAUCUUUACAUGAUUUAAAUACAACUAAUAUGUAUGGUUGGCGUGUUGCAUUUGAAGGUGUUGUUGGAAGGGGUUAUUUGGGUGAUAUUUCACUUGAUGAUAUAUUUCUUAGUCAAGCAGAAUGUCCAGCUAGUCGUACUUGUGAUUUUGAACUUAAUCUAUGCGAUUUUCAACCAGAUCCUGGUAAUAGUUGGGUACGACAACAAGCUACUAAUUUAGCAAAUUUUGUUAAUGAAGAUCAUACAUCAUCAACAUCUCUAGGACAUUUUGCUAUGGCUCAAACUAAUUCAAAACUUCGAAGUCGACAAUAUCCAAAUGCUGGUGAUGAAUGUUUAAGAUUCUGGUAUUUUGUCAAUGGACCAGAUGGAUCUACAGGUCAAAUAAGUGUUGCAAAACAAACUAGUGGUUCAGCAACUGAAACUGCACUUUGGUCAAAUAAUAUUUAUGAAAAUGGAUGGCGUUAUGGACAAGUUUCUAUUAGUGGUGAUCGUAGCCCAUUCACUUACUUAUUUCAAGCAGUAAAAUCUUCUCAAGAUGUUGUUAUUGGUAUCGAUGAUGUUAUUUUAACUCUUGGCUUUUGUAAACCACCAAUAAACUGUGAUUUUGAAGCCAUUGAUCUAUGUAGUUGGACACAAAUGAAAAAUGAUGAUUUUGAUUGGUUAUUACAAACAGGUGCAACAGAAUCAUUUGGUACUGGACCAACUCUUGAUCAUACAACAAAUUCUGCUCAAGGACAUUAUAUUUUUAUUGAAACAUCACAUCCUGCUAAACAAAAUGAUACAGCUCGAAUUAUCAGUGAACAUUUACUAACUGGACAAGGUUGUUUUUCACUUUGGUAUCAUAUGCAUGGUGAAGAUAUUGGUUCAUUAGUUAUUUAUCAAAAUACAAAAUCUACUCCAAUGACUCAAAUAAAUAAAAUUGAUGGUGAACAAGGUGAUCAAUGGAAACAAUUACACACUGAUCUUUCAGUACCUUUACAAAAUAACGAAUGGGUACGAAUUAUAGUUGAAGGUGUUGUCGGACCAGGUUUUCAAGGUGAUAUUUCUAUCGAUGAUAUUACUUGGUCACCUAGUGUUACAUGUUCAGCAGAACAAUCAUCAACAACAACAUCAACUACACCUGGUGUACCAAUAACUUAUCCACCAAGUAUAUAUGAUUGUAAUUUUGAAUGUAAUUGUACAUGUCAAUGGAAACAUGAUGAUACAUUACCAUUUAAAUGGAUUGUUAGAAUGGGUUCAACAUCAAGUUUUGAUACUGGACCUGACUCUGAUCAUACAACAGGAUCAAGAUUCGGUCAUUUUAUAUAUAUUGAAGCAAGUGCGCCAGCUAAACUGAAUGAUACAGCACGUUUGAUCAGUCCUGAUGUAGUUGCUACAAAUGAAGAACAAUGUUUUCGAUUUUAUUAUCAUAUGUUUGGUACAGAUACUUAUCGUCUAAAUAUUUACGCACGAAUCAAUGGUAACCUCGGCAAAGCUCUAUGGCAAAAAGAAGGCAAUCAAGGUAAUCAAUGGUUAUUUGGUCGUAUAGCAUUACGUGGUAAUGUUGAACAAGCUGUCGGUCAACCAUAUCAAUUAGUUUUGGAAGGUAUUGUUGGUAAAGGUUAUCUCGGUGAUAUCAGUAUUGAUGAUGUUGCUCUCAAUCAAGGACCAUGUCCAACAUCAACUGUCUGUGAUUUUGAAAGUAGUGAUUUAUGUGGUUAUGUUAAUGAUCCAUCAAAUACAAUCGAUUGGGCACGUUAUCAAGCUGGCGUUGAUCCAUCUAUACCAGCUGUUGAUGUCAGUUAUGGUUCAACUCAUGGACAUUUUAUGUUCAUAAGACGAAAUGAUACAGUAGUACAAUCAUCAAAUGGUCGUCUAGUAUCAGAAGGUUAUCCAGCUACAGGUGGUUCAUGUAUACGAUGGUAUAUGUUAUUACAAAAUAAAGCAACAUUACGUGUUCGAACAUUAGCAUUGGGUGGUUUGAAUCCAACUAUUCUUCACACUGUUCAUGGUUCUCAAGGUCCUGCAUGGAAAUUUGCUCAAAUAACUGUGCGAAGUGGUUCACCAUAUCAAGUUGUAUUUGAAGGUGUAUUAAAUAAUACAAAUGAUAUCUUAGAUUCAAUCGCUCUUGAUGAUGUUAGUGUACAAUCAGGUGUUUGUGAUGACUUAGGUGCAUGUGAUUUUGAAAAAGGUUUAUGUGGUUAUCAAAAUCAAAUAGCUGAUUUUAAUUGGAAACGAACAUCUUAUAAUAUUGAAUUAUAUAAUGCACCACAAUUUGAUCAUACAGUAAAUACUCAAGCAGGAUUUUAUCUAUGGAUGGAUCGUCGACAAACAAUUGCAGGUAGAAAAUGUCGAAUUGAAUCAGAACUUAUUCCAGUUGAUAUACGUUGUAUAACAUUUUGGUAUUAUAUGAACGUUACAGUUGGUGCUAAAUUAAAUGUUUAUAUACGUGAUCCACGUUCAGAUACUUAUAAUUUACUUUGGUCAAAAGAUCAAGUUCAUGGAUCAUUCUGGGUCUCACAAGAUGUACAAGUUCGACCAAAUAUGACAGUCAAUGGAACAAAUACAUUUACUAUUGUUUUUGAAGGUGUUGUCGGAGCAAUAUCUGGUGAUUUGGCUAUCGAUGAUAUAAGUCAAAAAGUAGGAAACUGUCUAACAACAACACCACCUCCAAAUAUGUAUAGAUGUCUUGAUGGUACAACUAUUCCAAAAGCAAAAGUCUGUGAUUUUAUUGUUGAUUGUAAAGGUGGUGAUGAUGAACGUCUGUGCGGUAAUUGUACAUUUGAUGCAACAUCAAAUCCAUUAUGUGGUUGGAGUGAUGUUAGUAAAGGUACAAUCAUGUGGAAACGCGGUUCAAAUGAAACAUUAGUAGGAGCAGGUCAAGGACCACCAUUUGAUCAUACAUCAUAUAAACCUGAAGGAAAUUACGUUUAUCUAACACCAAGUAAUGGAACAACUCCAGGUGCACCAGCACGUUUUAUAACACCUGUUCUUCGUGAAGCAAGUACAACAUGUCUUCUGGAAUUUUGGGUUUAUCUAACAGGUACUUCGUUGAAUCAAUUAACUGUUAUGUUAUUAACUGGUAAUCAAAUUGAACGAGCAACAUUACAACGAUUUGAAUAUAAAUCUAUGACAAAUUGGACAAAAGUAAAUAUUGAAAUAGGUCGUGUUGAUACACCAUUUCAAAUAGCAAUGGAUUCGAAACGUACUUCAUCAUUCGGAUGGGUUGCAUUUGAUGAUACAAAAUUACUUCAUUGUCAUUUACCACCUAUUGUUCUUGCAACUCAAUGUCAAGCAGCUGACCGAUUUCAUUGUGCACGUGGUUCAUGUAUAGCCAAAGCUCGUAUUUGUGAUAUGACAGAUGAUUGUGGUGAUCAUUCUGAUGAAACAAGUCGUUUGUGUUCAACAUAUCAAACAUGUACAUUUGAUACUUCAUUCUGUGAUUGGACACAUGAUAAUACAACUCAAUUUAAAUGGGAAUUAUUUACAGGUCCAUCACCAUCAGAUGAUACAGGACCAAAUCGUGAUCAUACAACUGGUUAUGCAACAGGUGGAUAUGCUCUUAUUGAAGCAUCCUAUCCACAAGUACCAGGACAUAAAGCACGUUUAAUUAGUCGACCAUUUGAACCAAAAACAAAUCAAUGUAAUAUGGUGUUCUACUAUCAUAUGUUUGGUGCAGAUGUUGGUGAAUUGAAUGUUUAUGUACGAUUUUAUUCUAAUGGUCCACUUGUUAAGAUUUAUGGUAUAUCAGGUGAUCGUGGUAACGUAUGGCUUCGACAUGAAUUAAAAUUAAAUUAUACAACUCCAUUCCAAGUAUUAAUUGAAGGUGUUGUAGGAGGAAGUUUCUUAAGUGAUAUUGGCCUGGAUGAUACAGUGUUUUCACCUGCAUGUGAAGGUUAUUCACAAUCUCAAUUACCUAUAACAACAAUCACAUCAACAGUAGCACCAACACCAUGCCCGGGACCAGAUCAAGUUCAUUGUGCUGGAACUAGUUUAUGUAUCGAUAAAGAUAGAAUCUGUGAUUUUACUGCUGAUUGUCCUGAUGCAUCCGAUGAAGAUGGUUGUGGUCCAUGUAAUUUCGAAAAAGAUAAUUGUGGUUGGGAAGAUGUCUCAUGGAGUUUUUAUUCAUGGUCUCGUGUACAAGCAAGUGAUGCUAUAACAACUUCACAAAAAGCACCUCCUUAUGAUCAUACAUAUAAUAAUCCAUCAGGAUGGUAUAUGCAUGUUGCUGGUGAUAUGGGUGAUUUUUAUGAUCUUGCUGAAUUACGUAGUCCAUCUUUACCUCCAUCAAGUGCUGAAUGUCAAAUUACAUUUUAUUAUUGGCUUGUUGGUAAUAGUACUGGUACACUUGAAUUAUUUUCUUCAACUGCUAGUCAAGCACUUUGGUCUAAAUCGAGUGCACCAGCCAAUCGUUGGAAUCGAGCUACAGUUAAUGUUGGAGCUAAUCGAGUUGGAUGGAAAUUAUUUUUUGAACUUGAACCAAAUCUUGAAUCUUUUGGCGUUUUUACUGAUGAUGUUGCUAUUGACGAUAUCUCAUUUUCUCAAUGUAGUGUCAAUCGAUCACGACAUAUACUUGAAUGUGAUUUUGAAACAGAUUUAUGUUUAUGGGAAACAAAAGGUUUAGCUGAUUUCGAAUGGACACGAGGAUCAUCACAAACAUCAUCACUUGCAACUGGUCCACCCGGUGAUCAUACAACAGGCAAAGGAUAUUAUGUCUAUAUUGAAGCUAGUAUACCACAAAAAGAAGGCGAUCGAGCUCGGCUUCAAAGUCCAUUAGUACCAGCAACAACAUCAAGCUGUCUUAUUUUCUAUUAUCAUAUGUUCGGAGCUGAUAUUGGUACAUUAAAUGUUAUGAUACAAACAUCUGCUUCUAAUUCAACAAUAUAUACACGUAGUGGACCACAUGGAAAUGUAUGGCAAAAAGGAGAAGUAGAUUAUCGAAGUACACUUUCAUAUAAAAUCAUAUUCGAAGGCAUUGUUGGAAAGAGUUGGGAAGGUGAUAUAGCACUUGAUGAUAUCGAUGUUAGUCUUGGCAAUUGUCCAAUAUCAAAUGAAUGUAAUUUUGAACAUGGUUUAUGUGCAGGUUGGGAACAUGAUCCUGAAGGUGAUUUUAAUUGGACUCGUUCUCGAAAUGGUUCAACACCAACUGGUACACCUACUAUUGAUCAUACACUCGGUUCGGCUUUUGGACAUUUUCUAUAUAUUGAUCCAACUGGUCGUUUAACAGGUGAUACAGCUCUUAUUAUGUCACCAAGUUAUAAAGGUAGUCAACCAAGAUGUUUACGUUUAUGGUAUCAUCUUUUUGGAGCUGCACAAGGUACACUACAAAUUCAACAACAACCUGAAAUUGGUCGACCAAAAACUAUAUGGACUAGAACAAAUGAUCAAGAUAAUAUUUGGCGUCAAGUACGUGUUAAUAUUCCACCAUUACUUGGCAUGAGUACAUAUAAAAUUCUUAUUGCUGGUAUCGUUGGCUCAAAACCAACUGGAGAUUUGGCAAUUGAUGAUUUAUCAAAUACUGAAGGAGAAUGUCCUGGCUCAGAAGUUUGUACAUUUCAAGAUGAUUUUUGUACUUGGGUUAACGGACCAAAUAAUAUUGUCGAUGAUUUUGAUUGGUUACGAAAUGCAGGUGGUACACCAAGUUAUGGAACAGGCCCAAGCGUUGAUCAUACAUUUGGAACAGCCGAAGGAAUGUAUAUAUAUAUUGAAGCGAGUGAUACAUUCAAUAAAAAUGCAAAAGCAUGGCUUAUGUCUGAACAUUAUGAACCUGGUCCACAUUGUUUAGUAUUUUAUUAUCAUCUUUAUGGAGAAGAUAUUGGUACAUUAAAUGUAUAUUCACGUAUUGGAAAUAAUAACCUACAACUUCAAUGGAGUUUAAGUGGUGAUCAUGGUGAUGCAUGGCGAAUGGGAGCAGUGAAUGUUAAUAUACCAACAGAAUUUUAUUUUAUUAUUGAAGGUCUUCAUGGCGGAAGUUUUCAAGGUGAUAUGGCUCUUGAUGAUAUACUGGUUCUAACAGGUUCACAAUGUACAAUUCCAACAACAACUACAACAGCUGUACCAACAACUACAGUUGGUCGACAUACACCAUUAUCAUGUAAUUUCGAAAAUGAUACAUGUAGAUGGACAGAUGAUUCAACAGCAUCAGGUAAAUGGUCAAGACAUCAAGGUCAACAAAAUGAUUUUCAUACUGGUCCUCAUUAUGAUCAUACAUUACAAACAGCAGAUGGUUGGUACAUUGAUACAUCAGAUAUGAAGAGUAAUCAAACAGCACGUUUAAUGAGUACAAUGACAUCAAUACCAACUCGUGGUAUAUGCUUCCGAUUUUGGUAUCGUGCUUAUGGUUCAAAACAAGGAAAAUUAAAUCUUUUACAAAAAGCUGCAAAUGGAGUCAAUUCAACUUUAAUUUAUAGUGUACGUCCAAAUCUUGAUAUUGAUUGGCGUGAAGUUAUGGUUUAUCGUGAAACAUUCGGCAAUUAUCAAUUUAUUCUUGAAGCUAUUGUUGGUAAUGUAAUUGCAGAUUCAGAUAAUAUUGCUGUCGAUGAUAUAACAUCAAGUGAAGGUCCAUGUCCAAUGCAACGAUUCUGUGAUUUUGAAUCAUCAGAUAUAUGUGGUUAUACAGAUGAUCCAUCAGGUACUUUUAAUUGGACUCGUAAUCGAGGCACAACAGGUAGUUGGUAUACUGGUCCACCAUAUGAUCAUACAACAUAUACAUCAGAAGGUUAUUACAUGUAUGUUGAAACAAGUCUUCCACGUAAACCAGGAGAUGUUGCUCGUUUAAUCAGUCCAACAUAUCCAGCAUCAAAAGAAUACAAUUGUUUACAAUUUUAUUACCAUCAAUUAGGUGCUGAUGUUGAUAGAUUGAAUGUUUAUAAACGUGAUGUAGGUGGUUCAUUAACACCAACAAAAAUCUUUACCGCAAUAGGAGAUCGUUUUGAUGAAUGGCAUGUUAUGGAAAUCAAUAUUGUACCAGCAAGACCAUUUAAUAUCAUCUUUGAAGGUGUCGUUGGAAAGAGUUUUGAAGGAGAUAUUGCUCUUGACGACGUUUUUCUUAAAGAACGUGCUUGUCCACCAAUAGGAAGUUGUGAUUUUGAACAAGGUAUGUGUACGUAUAAAAAUUCUGAAAAAGAUCGUGAAAUGGAUUGGCUAAGAAUGCGUGGUGAUCCAGGUGAUAAUACAAUUGGAACAAUCUAUGGAACAUAUCUUGCAUUUGAUAUGACAUCAACAACAGUACCAUCUAAUCGUGCUUUACUUGUAUCAGCUGAUCUAGAUAAUACAGCACAAUAUUGUUUUCAAUAUUAUUAUAGACGUCAUGGUGAUGGUCAAGGUACAUUAACAAUCAAUCGACAAUCAUUUGCUAAUUUAACAUCACGUAUUGUAUUGAAAAAACAUGAAAGUACUGAUUUUACAAAUGAAUGGAAAGUUAAUCAAAUCUCACUGACUCCAUUAUUAAAUCAAACAACAAGUGUUUAUCGUUUAUUAUUUGAAGCUAUUAGUGUCAGUGGUGUUGGUCGUUUAAUGCUCGAUGAUUUUGAAUUAAUUCACGGAGCAUGUCCAGCAUUACCAAACAAUUGUUCAAUUCAAUGUGAUACACUAACUGGUACAAAACAAUGUAUACCAACAAGUCAAAUAUGUGAUUUUAAUAAAGAUUGUAUAAAUAAUGAUGAUGAACGUGCAUGUGGUUAUGAUUGUACUUUUGAACGUGAUCAAUGCAAUUAUACUGAUCCAUCUGCAGGUUUAUAUAAAUGGCGACGACAACGUGCUGGCCUUUUGGUUGCUGGUACAACAUCUAGUCCAGGAAUUGAUCAUACAACAUUAUCAGCAAAUGGUUAUUAUAUGAUUGUUUCAACAAAUAAUGGUACAAUUGAUGAACAAGCACAUUUACUUUCACCAACAGUUCAAUCAUCAUCAUCAACAUGUGAAAUGACAUUUUAUUAUCAUAUGUCAGGAGUAAAUGUUGGUCGUCUAGAAGUUUUACUUCUUGAAGGUUUAGAAAGAAGUCGUUUAUGGUCAAUUGAAGGUAAUCAAGGUGAUCGAUGGCAUAAAUCUGUUGUUAAAAUUGGACGUUUAUAUCGUCCAUUCCGAGUUCGUUUUGAUGCACGAAAAACAGCAACAACAUUAGCUGAUAUAACAAUAGAUGAUAUCGAAUGGAAUGGUUGUAAUUUACCAUUACUCAGUAAUGAAACAACAACAUGUGAAAGCAAUCAAUUUCAAUGUAAACGCGGUGGUUGUAUUGAUCAAAAUCGUGUAUGUGAUUAUACAGAUGAUUGUGGUGAUAAGUCUGAUGAAGAUCAAACACUUUGCACAAGACCUAAUGUUAUACCUGGUUGUAAUUUCGAAACAGAUUUAUGUAAAUUUACUAAUGAAUAUGGUACAGCACUUCAAUUUGAACGUGGACAUGCUUUUACAUUAGUUAAUGACUAUGCUCCUGAACGAGAUCAUACAUUAAAUAAUAUAGCUGGUUCAUUUGUUUAUGUUAAUACAAUUGAUCAACCAUCGGAACGUGCAGCAAGAUUAAGAUCAUCAAGAUUGAUUCCAACAGAUGGUUGUAAAGUACGAUUUUAUUAUUAUAUGAAUAGUGCAACAACUGCUGGCGAACUAUCAUUGUAUAUUCGAAACCAAUCGGCAGGAUUACAAACAUAUCUCUGGUCAUCAUCAAAAGUACUUGGUCAUCAUUGGGAAAGACAAGAAGUAUUAAUACCAACAGGAUCAAUACCAACAGGAUCUUUAAUUGAAUUACUUAUCGAAGUUAAAAGUUCAGGUGUUGGUGGUGGUGGUUUUAUAGCAUUAGAUGAUAUAUCAUUUUCAUCACAAUGUAAUAAUUCAAAUGGUUAUCUACCAUACGGAACAACACCUAAACCGAUUGGAACAUCAACACGUCCAUCAUGUCCAUAUCAAUGUAAAGAUGGAACUUGUAUAGCACAAGACAAGCGUUGUAACUUUAUACCGGAUUGUUCACAAGGUGAAGAUGAAGUUGAUUGUGGACAAUGUGAUUUUGAAACAUCAGCAUGUGGUUGGCAAGAUGAAAGUACAGGAUAUUAUAUGUGGGCAAGACGUAAUGCAUCAUCUGUUUCACUUAUGCCUGGUGAUUUGACAACAAAUAAAACAAGUGGUUUUGUAAUGACUGUUGCUGGAGGUUCAGGAUCAUUUGCUGGUAGUAGUCGUCUAGUUUCUCAACGUAUUGCAUCAGCAUCAGGUGCAUGUCAUGUUCAGUUUGGUUUAUAUCGUUAUCGUGAUACAGAAGGUACAUUAUCAUUAUAUCAUGAAGAUGAUUCGAAAUAUACAACAAGACUUUGGACUGAUCCAAAAACAGUCGGUCGAAAUUGGACUAUGGUAACAGUUAGUAUUGGACGAAGACGUGUUGGUUUUCGACUUGUUUUUAUUUCAACACAUCAAGGAUCAACAAUAUCAUCAGAUAUCUCAAUUGAUGAUUUUAAAUUUGUUGAUUGUGAUAUACAUACAGUUGGUCAUUGUGAAGGUUUUAGUGAUCCAUUUAAUUGUUCAAAUGGAAAUUGUAUUCAUCGAGAUAAUUUAUGUGAUUUUAAUGAUGAUUGUGGUGAUAAUAGUGAUGAAACUGUUUGUGACAAUUAUGUUGAAAUGUGUGAUUUUGAAAAUCAUGCUGAACCACUUUGUUCAUGGACACAUGAUAGUGAUGCAGACUUUCAAUGGCAACGUAUCCGUGGUGAACAAAGUAACACUAUAGAUUUUUGGUAUGAUGAUUGGCAAUUCUAUGGGCCUGAUCGUGAUCACACUUUAGGAACACCCAAAGGACAUCUUCUAUUUCUUGAAACAAGUGCACCUCGUAAACCAAAUGAUACAGCACGUGUUAUUAGUCCAGUAUUUGCUGCAACAACUAAUGGUGAAUGUCAAUUUAGAUUCUGGUAUCAUAUGUAUGGUUAUGACAUUGGAGAAUUAAAUAUAUAUACACGUAUUUUUACUGGUGGUCCAUUACAACUAGUUUAUAAACAAAAUGGGUCAAGAGGUGAUGAAUGGCUUCGUCGUAAAGUUGUACUUAAUGUUGCACAACCAUUUCAAGUCGUUAUUGAAGGUGUACGUGGUAGAGGUUAUGAAGGUGAUAUUGGUGUCGAUGAUACAAGUUUUACACCAGGUUGUAAAUUACAAACAACUGCAACAUUACCACCAUUUGUAUAUUCUACAACACAAAGUCCAUAUUGUAAUGCUACACAUUCACAUUGUUUUCAAAAUACUCGUGAAUGUAUACCAAAAGAUCAAUUCUGUAAUUUUAAUAUUGAAUGUACAGAUCAAACAGAUGAAUUAUCAUGUCCAUCAACAUGUACUUUUGAACAGAAAUCAUUAUGUAAUUGGAAAAAUGAUAAUAAACAAAAACUUAAUUGGGAUUUUGGUAGUGGUCAUACUUCAUCAACAAAUACAGGUCCUAGUACAGAUCAUACAACACAUAGUGUUAAUGGUACAUAUAUAUAUUUGGAAACAAGUACAGGUUUUACUGGUGAUAAAGCUCGUCUUAUCAGUCCAAUCUAUCGUAAAUCAUCGAAAACUUGCAUGUUUACAUUCUGGUAUCAUAUGUAUGGUGAUACAAUUGAUACAUUAAAUAUUCAUGUACUUGCUGGUGGUAUUGAUACUUUAAUAUGGUCAUUAAAAGGAAAUCAAGGCAAUGAAUGGUUACAAGGAAUAGCUUAUUUACCAACAUGUGCAUCAGAAUUCAAUAUUAUUGUUGAAGGUAUACGUGGUUCAUCAUUUACUGGUGAUAUAGCUUUAGAUGAUUUCCGUUUUGAUAAAUGUUAUGAAAACGUUCCUCCACCAACAUGCGCACAAGCAGUAUCAGAUCCAAAUCAAUUUAUGUGUCAAAGCAAACAUUGUAUACCAAAAACAAGUACAUGUGAUUAUGAAUUAGAUUGUUGUGAUGGUAGUGAUGAAGAUGAAUUAUUAUGUUAUACAUAUCAACGAUGUGAUUUUGAAGCCGGCUCUUGUUCAUGGGAAAAUUCAAGUGGUAGUGAAUUAAUGUGGGAAAGAUAUCGUGCUAAUGCACUAUCAUUUCAACAUCGACCACCAUAUGAUCAUACAACACGAAGUCUUCUCGGACAUUUCUAUAUGUUACGUACAAAUGCAACAGUUCCAAAAGAUACAUUCGGAGCCAUAUCAACAUAUCUAGCACCAACAGCAGAACGAGGAUGUACAAUGCGUUUCUGGAUAUAUUUUAAGGGUACUAAUAAUGGCGAAUUAGUAGUUGGUUAUCGAUAUGCUAUUGGAGAUACUAUCAUUCCUUUAUUAAUUACUGAUUAUCAAUCAUGUUCUACAAAUGCAACAGUAUGUUCAUGGCAACGUAUUAAUGUUUUAAUAGAUUCAGUUUUAACACAACCAACAGAAAUUAUUAUUGGUGCAAGAACUGGCGCUGAUCGUGAUGCAAUCAUGGCAUUAGAUGAUAUUACAUUUACACCACAAUGUGUUAAAUUUAAUGGAACAAUACCAACAAGACCCCCAACAACACCGACAACACCCUAUACAGGUACUCCAACAACAUCAACUACAACAACUACGACACCAUAUACAGGUACUCCAACAACGUCAACUACAACUACUACGACACCAACCACAACUACAUCUUACAGAGAAUGUGCACAAUAUAUUUGUUAUAAUAAUGGUAUUUGUAAACCAUCACCAACAGAAGUUGGUAAACCAAUUUGCGAAUGUCAACCUGGUUAUACUGGUGCCCAAUGUGAAACUAAAGAACCACAAAAGAAGAGUCAUUUGGGUGGUAUUUUGGGUGGUAUAUUUGGCGCACUUGCAGUUAUUGCUUUGAUUAUAGUUGGAUAUAUCUUUGUCUUACCAAAAAUACGUGCUGCCAGAAGUGGUGAAGCAAGUGCAUUAUUACGUGAAUCAUUACCAAUUGGUCCAAUUACCAAUCCUGCUUACAGUGAAACUGCAGCAAGCAGUGAUGCAUAA